AUGGCUCUGCCUCAGGCCAGGACACCCCUUGAGGUGAUCAUUGUUGGAGCGGGCAUUGGGGGCAUGGCUGCAGCCCUAACUCUGGGUCUACGGGGUCACCAUGUCACUAUCCUCGAAUCGGCGCCUAAGCUUAUGGAGGUUGGAGCGGGCAUCCAAGUCUCCCCUAACAUGCUCCGAUUAUUCGACCGCUGGGGCAUCUCUCCGUCCAUCCAUGCCAAGGACGUCGCUCUUGAGCACAUCCACGUCCGGCGGUGGCAAGACGGCUCUUUGCUGGGCACGAUGCCCGUCAACAAGACUUACGGUCAACAGGUGGUUAUCCACCGCGCUGAUCUCCACAACGCACUCAUUGACCAAGCGCUGGCGCUGUCAAAUGUGGAACUGCGCGUCAACUCUACUGUCACCGACGUCCAAUUCGACCAGGCAGCCGUGACGCUCGCCGACGGGACCAUCGUCAAGGGCGAUUUGGUGAUUGCUGCGGACGGCAUCAAAUCUGGCAUUCGAGGUCAGCUCCUCAACGACUACUCCUGCAAGGCCAUUCCGACAGGUGAUGCAGCCUACCGGAUCAUGCUUCCGCGCAGCGCGCUGGAAAAUGACCCUGAGCUGAAGGCCCUCAUCGAUGAGCCGCAAGCCACGCGCUGGCUGGGUCCCAACCGGCACAUCAUCGCGUACCCCGUACGCAACCAUGAGCUCUACAACGUCGUACUGCUUCACCCAGACAGCCACGGCAUCGAAGAGUCAUGGACGACCAAGGGCUCCAAGCAGGCGAUGAUCGACAACUACCGAGGCUGGGACAGUCGCGUGACGAAGCUCAUCGACCUAGUCCCAGACGACGAGGUCCUUGAAUGGAAACUCUGCUUGCAUGCUCCGCUCAAGACCUGGAUCCGGGGCCGUGUGGCUCUAAUCGGCGACGCCUGCCAUCCUAUGCUACCCUACAUCGCCCAAGGCGCCGCCCAAGCCGUCGAAGACGCCGCCGCACUAGGCGUGCUCCUCUCCACGAUCCCCUCUCGCGCCGCCAUUCCCACCGCUCUCGCAGCCUACGAGCAAUCCCGUAAAUCCCGCGCCGAGACCGUCCAACAGUCCGGCUCGGACAACCGCACGACGCUUCACUUUCCCGAUGGACCCGAGCAGAUCGCGCGCGACGAACAAUUCCGCGCCUCGUUGACGGGCGGUGCCACCCCCGAUCGUUGGACCGAUCGUGAGACUCAGAGACGUCUCUGGGGUUGGGACGCCGAGCAAGCGGCGCUGGAUGUGUGGAACGAAUUACACAGCAACGCCGUCUCAGAAGUCCGCCACCGCCUGUAA
This is a messenger RNA of Aspergillus homomorphus CBS 101889, 1302 nucleotides long. RefSeq names its product putative salicylate hydroxylase. The record is from RefSeq and is a predicted model, not a curated record. Lineage: Eukaryota; Fungi; Ascomycota; Eurotiomycetes; Eurotiales; Aspergillaceae. The transcript is spliced from 7 exons. The coding region runs from base 1 to 1302 and encodes 433 amino acids. Gene Ontology annotation, biological process: secondary metabolite biosynthetic process. Gene Ontology annotation, molecular function: FAD binding; monooxygenase activity.